Dovyalis caffra is the source of this 612-nucleotide messenger RNA. Lineage: Eukaryota; Viridiplantae; Streptophyta; Magnoliopsida; Malpighiales; Salicaceae. The record is from the annotation of a GenBank genome assembly.
AUGUGGAGAUUUGCAACUCUUGCAGUCAUUCUCCUUUUCUCCCUUCCUAUCCAUGCCGAUUCUGGCAGGGCAAUCCACAAUUUAACACCCUUGGCGUGGGACCAAAAGUUAGCUAAAUACGCUCGCCGGUGGGCCGCCUCACGCCUUGAUGACUGCCAGACAUUGCUACACUCUCCCAAUAGCCCCUACGGGGAGAACUUGUUCUGGGCUCAGAAGAGUCACUGGAAUGCAUCUUGGGUAGUCAAGUAUUGGGGUGAUGAAGUCAAGCAUUACGAUCCAAAGACAAAUGAGUGCGUCAACAACACUGUCUGUGGGCAUUAUACGCAGAUUGUGUGGAAUACGACUGAGCGUAUAGGCUGCACCCAUGUUUUAUGCAAUAAGAACGAAGGUCAUCUAUUUGUUUGCUCCUAUGAUCCUCCGGGGAAUAUUUACUAUCACGGUCCAUUUGGUGGCCGUUUUCCCAAUUCUAUAGUGGAUCCUCCAUCCUCUAAUCAUUCAAGCCCAACACAAUCCGGAAGUCAAUUUGGGACCACCGGCGUGACAGUUGCAAGCAAGGGUAUCGCCUCAGGCACCACUGGGCAUCCAGCUAAUAAGAGCUAUGGACAUUCCUGA